AUGCAAGUUGAUAUUGGACGUUGGAGUCGAGAGGUGGUCGAGGUAGCUGCCAGUGUCCUUGGCGAGACUCAGUCGAGCCCCGAGGAGGUUGUCGACCAGUUGAACAAGGUGCAGAAACCUUUUCUGUUGUGGCUAGAAGAGAACAAGGAGUGCAAGGGGACGCAGACGCGGCCCAGAAGUGUUAAAGUGAUGUUCUACAAGCAGGACCAGAUCAUGAAGCGGAGCCAUAAGACAAAGCGUCUGGUAUGCAAGGCGAACACGCUUGUCGGUGGUCACCGGCGCGGCGGCAACGGCAACGGCAUCAACGGCAGCAACAAUAGUGUGCCAACGACAGCGCCGGCGCGGAUGGGCUGGCUGUGUUGA
Messenger RNA from Colletotrichum orchidophilum, 363 nucleotides. RefSeq lists its product as uncharacterized. The record is from RefSeq and is a predicted model, not a curated record. The transcript is spliced from 3 exons. The coding region runs from base 1 to 363 and encodes 120 amino acids. Lineage: Eukaryota; Fungi; Ascomycota; Sordariomycetes; Glomerellales; Glomerellaceae.